Molecule: messenger RNA, 1389 nt
Organism: Zingiber officinale
Lineage: Eukaryota; Viridiplantae; Streptophyta; Magnoliopsida; Zingiberales; Zingiberaceae
Product: WAT1-related protein At1g68170-like
Exons: 7
Coding region: 149-1282 (377 amino acids)
Cellular component (GO): plasma membrane
Molecular function (GO): transmembrane transporter activity
Source: RefSeq, a predicted model, not a curated record
CGUGUAGCUACUUCUCAGUUUCUCUCGUGAAUGCCACUGCCAUGCACGGCCGUUCCUCUCCGGCUAUAAAUAUACAGACUCCCUCUCUCUAUUUAAUGUGUUCAUGUCAUCGUGAAGGGGUCGGCAGAAUUAAGGGAGGGGAAGAGAAAUGGAAGGGACGAAGGCAGUAGUGGUGGCGAUGGUGGUCGUUCAGGUGGUGUUCGCCGGAGUGAAUAUUUUCUACAAGCUGGCUUUGAACGAUGGCAUGGACACCAGGAUCCUGAUAGCCUACCGCUAUCUCUUCGCCACUGCCUUCUUGGCUCCUCUUGCUUUCUACUUAGAAAGGAAGAGUCGGCCGGAGAUGACAUGGAAGGUGUUGAUACUAAUUUUCUUUUCUGGAUUUUUCGGUGGUACUCUAUCCCAAAACUUGUACUUAUCAUGCAUUCGGCUUACAUCCGCAACCUUCGCCUCGGCAAUGACUAAUCUUAUUCCGGCAAUGACAUUUAUUUUGGCAAUCAUAUUCAGAUUGGAGAGCUUGGAAAUUGGAUCGAUCUCUGGACGAGCCAAGAUUUUCGGCACACUUACGGGUGUCGGUGGCGCUAUGCUUCUCACCUUCUACAAAGGGGUAGCCAUAGCUAUUUGGCCAACACACAUCGACCUCCUCGACUCUCAUCGCAAUGCAGUGGACCAAAGCUCAAGUGAUCAUGUCACGGGCUCAGUCUUGGCCAUCACGAGUUGCCUAAGCUAUGCAGUUUGGUUAAUCAUUCAGGACAAAAUUUGCAAAGUGUAUCCUUGUCACUACUCGAGCACAGCCCUGCUGUGCCUAAUGGCGGCUGUUCAAUCUGUUGCUUAUGCAUUUUGUGUGGAGAGAACUAUGUCCAGCUGGAAAAUGGGAUUUGAUAUCAGGUUUCUCACCGUUGCCUACUCGGGUGUAGUGGCAUCAGGACUGAUUCUUACAGUGAUGAGUUGGUGCAUCAAGAAGAAGGGGCCACUGUUUGCUUCAGUGUUCAACCCUUUGAUGCUUGUUAUCGUGGCAUUGUUGAGUUCCCUUUUGUUGAACGAGAAGUUGCACCUUGGAAGUGUAAUAGGGUCUGCCCUAAUUGUGGUAGGGUUGUAUGUGGUGCUUUGGGGGAAAGGGAGAGAGGUAGGGAAGGUGAGGGAAACUGCUGAGAAUUAUGACUUAUCAUCUAUGGGAAUAGUUGUCGAUUCAGCAGCUUCAAACACAACUGGUUUCCAAGAAGAGAAGAAACAGAUAAUCCAUUUGGGUGGUGAAUGGGAGCAUAGAUUGAUACCUCCCAAGUAAAAAAAAAAAAGACAAUUCUUUGUUCUUUGUCUUUUAUGCCUGUGUAACUAUGUAAAAGGUGGUAGUUAUAUUUCAAUUUAUUGUUGGGGAAGUCCCAACACAUUAUU